AAAAAAAAGAAAAAGAAAAGUGGGGGAAAAAAAAAAUCCCUUUCGGGUAUUCCUCCCUAUUCUGUACUACCGUAUGAAAAACAAAGGAGGACAUGAAAAAUUCGAUGAAGUGUUCCUAGGGUUCUUCCAGCUUCGCGAUUUUUCCGUCCAGUAGUCGUCCUCUUCAGGUUCUGCACCGAUCAAUUAGUUUCUUCCGGCACGCACUCCGUUUACUGCCAGCUGCAUUACUAAUUUGCAAUCUGCCAUGCUGCGGAGGUCAAUUUUGCAGCUUUCUUCGUGUAGAUCAAAUGGAAGGAUUCCGAUACAGAUUACAACUCAGAUGCCCUCAUAUCUUGCUUCCAGGAGAGCAAUAUCAGCUACACCACAGAGCAAUGAGCCUAAAGGGCCAUCGACUGAUGAAGCUGCCAAGUCUGGAAUUUCGUUUCCCGUGAUACUUGGAGGGGUUGCUGCAGGUGCUGCAUCUGUAGUGGCUUACAGAACUGGUUACUUGGACAAAUACUUUGGCGAAAAGCCGCAUAGCACUCCUGUGGAAGCCAAGGUGCCCGUUCAAGAUCAACAUGGUUUAAACAGUGACAAAGAUUCUCAAGAAGAUUUACCGUCGGUUGGCUAUUCCACAGAUCAGGGCAAUAGUGUUUUAACUUCAGAUGUGAAGCCUUCUGAGAAAGACUUUGUAGUUGAUUCAGGUUCCUCCCAAGAUUCAAGCAGUAAACAAGUGGAAAGUCAGAAUCAGGUGAAUGAUACGUCAGAAGUGGAAGUACCAGAGCAUAUAAUUCAUACGCCGGAGGACCAGUUACCUAGCUCCUUCGUUAGCACGAAUGAAUCUGAUGAUAGAACUGAGGAUGUACCUAAACAAUCCGAAGAGAAUGUGGGUUUGAAGAAGCCAGAGGUUAUUGAUCAUGAUCAGCGGAAGGCAGUUGAAAUCACGCCUUCACUUCAAGAGGAAACUACAGCUAGUCAAGACAGUGGAAAGAAUAGCAUGCCUGUGCCCCAGCCCUCCAUUUCUGACUCACCUAAGGAUGAUCUGGAUGAUGCAUCAAAGCAGCCUGCUUCCCUUCUUGGUGAAUAUUAUUUGAAAAACGACAGUGAAGAAGCAACGCUGGACUCGAGCAAAUCUGAGGUGAGAUCAGCUGCAGCACUCAAAGCACUUGAGGAGGAAAUGGAGGAGAAGCUUAAAGCAGAGCUUGAAAACAAGGCAAAUGAAGCAGAGUUGGAGCUUAAAAAAGUGCAGGAACUCGCCAAAGCAGAAUUGGCUGCAGCAGUUGCGCGUGAGAAAGCAUCACAGAUUGAGAAAAUGGCAGAGGCUAAUCUCCAUAUUAAUGCUUUGUGUAUGGCAUUUUAUGCUCGGUCUGAGGAGGCUCGUCAGAGUCAUUCUGUUCACAAGCUUGCAUUGGGAGCGCUUGCACUGGAAGAUGCACUGUCCAAGGGUCUUCCAAUUCAACAGGAAAUAGAGGCUUUGUCCACUUAUCUUGAAGGCAUUGAUAAAGAUUCACUCUUAGAUUUAGUUUUACUUUCACUUCCAGAAGAAACACGGAGAAAUGGCACUGAUACUUUGUUGCAGUUAAAUCAGAAGUUUAAUGCCUUGAAAGGAACAAUUCGUCAUUUCAGCUACAUUCCCCCUGGAGGAGGAGGGAUUUUGUCACAUUCAUUGGCGAAUGUAGCUUCCACUCUAAAGGUUAGUGAGGCUGACCAGUCCGGUGAUGGAAUUGAAUCUCUGAUGAACAAAGUUGCCAACUUCUUAGCUCAAGGAAAGCUCAGCGAAGCUGCAGAUGCUCUUGAAAAUGGGGUGAAAGGUACCCAAGCAGCAGAAGUUGUUGGUGACUGGGUUACGCGGGCGAGGAAUAGAGCUAUUACAGAGCAAGCAUUGACCCUUCUACAAUCUUAUGCAACUUCAAUCAGCUUAACAUGAUACCAUACUUUUGAGGGUAAAAAUUUUCUCCAUUCUGUCCUCGCCACGAGAACAUUACGGUCAGUACAGUGUAUAAGUGCUAAACUUUUAGGCAAUUGCAGCAAUUUUUUCUCUUGUUGCAGCUCUGUGGAAAUCCUAUAAUGCCUACGGCGCAAAGAUGUAAAAUACUUAGUACUACUAAUUCGGUCUCCUGUUAAAGAGUUUUCGGGUUUAUACACAGAAUGAAUAAUUGUUCAGAUAGAGAUAGAUGAACUGCUACAAUCUUUUGAGGCAUUUCAAUAUGAAGUUAUGGGAACAAACUUUUUUGCCUUGAUUAAACAAUCAGUUUGUAGGCUUUCCUUUUACUGGUCUACUAAGAUGAAUGCAGAAUUUUUAUUUACAGGUUUGUUUCGGGUAAAUUCACUGUCCCGACUAAUUUUGAUCCCAGAAAACUUACCGAAAGUUCUCAGGAGGGAAAAACGCAUCAAACUACUAAUUGCCCAGAGAAUGAUUUUCCAAUAUCCUAGACCCAAAGUACUAUCUGCU
Messenger RNA from Oldenlandia corymbosa var. corymbosa, 2431 nucleotides. Lineage: Eukaryota; Viridiplantae; Streptophyta; Magnoliopsida; Gentianales; Rubiaceae. The record is from the annotation of a GenBank genome assembly.